Priapulus caudatus is the source of this 1440-nucleotide messenger RNA. RefSeq names its product prostaglandin G/H synthase 2-like. Gene Ontology annotation, molecular function: peroxidase activity; heme binding; prostaglandin-endoperoxide synthase activity. Gene Ontology annotation, biological process: cyclooxygenase pathway; response to oxidative stress. Gene Ontology annotation, cellular component: neuron projection; cytoplasm. Bases 1 to 1401 code for a protein of 466 amino acids. Lineage: Eukaryota; Metazoa; Priapulida; Priapulimorpha; Priapulimorphida; Priapulidae. The record is from RefSeq and is a predicted model, not a curated record. The transcript is spliced from 9 exons.
AUGAAAAAGAAAGUAAGAAAGACGAAAGUGCAGUCCAUUGAGCGGUAUUUGGUCGUGGUUAUCUCCAUGGCCUGUCUCCUAUCCUCGGCAGCCACAGGUGAGGAUUUCAAUCCGUGCUGCUCGUUUCCCUGUCAGCACAGGAGUAUCUGCGUGAUGUUGAGCAACCAGGCUUACGUGUGUGACUGUACAAACACUGGCUUCUAUGGCAACAACUGCGAUAUACGUACGUUACUCCACAGAGAAUUUACCAUUAAAGACAUCGCCGUCGAUUUAUCCUCGAUUUACGGUGAAACAGCAGAGAAGAGGAAACAGCUGAGAAGUUUGACAGGAGGAAAAUUUAAAAUGCAGGUCAUUAACGGGGAGGAAUGGCCCGUAUUGAUAAAGGAUGCUCUUAUCGAAACCGAAUAUCCUCCCGGAUAUCCGGAAGAACGUAAAUUCGCUCUGGGUCAUCCCUUUUACGCGCUUCUUCCGGGUCUGUUCGUAUGGUCUACGAUAUGGAUGCGGGAACAUAACAGGGUGUGCGAUAUCCUAAAGGAGGAACAUACAGACUGGGACGAUGAAAGGUUAUACCAAACCGCCCGACUCAUCCUUGUUGGUGAGACGAUAAAGAUCGUUAUCGAAGAUUACGUUCAGCAUCUUAGCCAGUAUAAAUUCAAGCUCAAGUUCAACCCGGAACUACUUUUCGACGUGCCAUACCAGUACCAGAACCGCAUUGCCGUGGAAUUUAACCACCUCUACCACUGGCACCCUCUACUACCGGAAUCAUUCAACAUCAGCGGACAGACGUAUCCGAUGAAAAGCUACAUGUUUAACAGUCAACUGGCCGUCGAUCAUGGCAUGUAUGCGGUCAUAGAUUCCAUGUCACGUCAACCGGCUGGAAGAAUGUCGCACCACAACCACGGGCCCUCGACGUUACACAUCGCCGUGGCAACGCUAAAGCACGGACGAUUGCUGCGGUUGCAACCCUUUAACGAGUACCGGAAAAGAUUUGGACUUCGACCCUAUGGCUCCUUUGAGGAGCUCACAGGAGAACAAGAAAUGGCCGCCGAGCUACGAGAACUAUACGGAGAGGUCGACGCGCUAGAGUUCUCUCUAGGUCUCAUGCUGGAGAAAGCACGAGCAGCAGCCAUGUUCGGCAGCACUAUCAUUGAGAUGGGCGGCCCGUUCUCCGUGAAGGGCCUCAUGUCAAGCCCCGUAUGCAGCCCCGGCUAUUGGAAGCCGUCUACAUUCGGAGGUGACCGCGCAUUUGACGUCAUCAAGAUGGCGUCGCUGCGAAGGCUCGUGUGUUCAAACAUUCGCGGUCCGUGUCCUUUUGUGUCCUUCAGGGUUCCAGAUGACGUGGCGAAUGCAGUAACGAGGCAGGAAAAAUCUACUAGAGACGGCUGCCGUGAAGAAUUGUAGUGAAUAUAGUACAUCCUAUAGAUGCUCUCAACACACACA